Molecule: messenger RNA, 1242 nt
Organism: Labrus mixtus (cuckoo wrasse)
Lineage: Eukaryota; Metazoa; Chordata; Actinopteri; Labriformes; Labridae
Gene: rchy1
Product: ring finger and CHY zinc finger domain containing 1
Exons: 9
Coding region: 85-924 (279 amino acids)
Biological process (GO): protein ubiquitination; ubiquitin-dependent protein catabolic process
Cellular component (GO): nucleus
Molecular function (GO): zinc ion binding; ubiquitin protein ligase activity
Source: RefSeq, a predicted model, not a curated record
UUUCACCGACGAAGAAGAAGAAAAGAAGAAGAAGAGGAGACGUCAGCGCAUUCGAAGAAGAAGAAUCAUACAUUUGGAGGAAUCAUGGCUUCCCCUGCUGGUUGUGAGCAUUAUGUACGCAGCUGCUUGUUGAAAGCUCCUUGCUGUGGCAAACUGUACGUGUGUCGGCUGUGCCACGAUGCAGAGGAGAACCACCAGAUGGAUCGAUUCAAAGUCACAGAGGUGCAGUGCUCUGAGUGUCACACCGUGCAGCAGGCACAACAAACUUGUGAGCAGUGUAACGUGCAGUUUGGGGAAUAUUACUGCAGCAUUUGCCACUUGUUUGACAAGGAUAAGAAACAAUACCACUGUCAGCCUUGUGGGAUAUGCAGGAUCGGGCCCCGGGAAAAGUAUUUCCAUUGUGAGAAGUGCAAUCUGUGUUUAGCCCAGAAUCUGCGAGGAAAUCACAAGUGUGUUGAAAAUGUCUCGAGGCAGAACUGUCCGGUGUGUAUGGAGGAUAUCCAUACAUCCAGAAUCAUGGCUCACGUUCUUCCAUGCGGCCAUCUUUUACACAAGACCUGCUUCGAUGACAUGGUCAGAACGGGUGCAUAUCGCUGCCCUCUGUGUAUGCACUCUGCGUGGGACAUGGAGGACCACUGGGAUCAGAUAGACAAAGAGAUCUCCCUGUCCCCGAUGCCCACCGAGUACCAAGGGGCCACUGUCAAAAUUAUAUGUAACGAUUGCCAAGUCCACUGCACGGUGCCUUUCCACGUGCUGGGGAUGAAGUGCAGCGGCUGUGGCUCCUAUAACACGGCUCAGGACGGAGGACUCAUCCAGCAGCCGGCGCCACAAGAGCAGCCCGAGCAACCGGACGCAGAGCCCGACCCAGAAACAGACACGGAGCCGGAACAGCAAGAUCCAACGCAGACCACCUUGCCAAAUUAGAUCCACAACCAAUCACAAUGCCUGAUUUAAUUUUUCAAACUCGAGACGUUUGUCAGACCGCACCUCUGUUCUUCAGUCGUACGUCAGAAAGAAUCUAUCUAGAGUUACUUUUUCUGUAGCUGCUCGUCCUCUGCAGGGUGGGAACCUCCCCGAGCACGCGUCUUAUGAAAUUAAGGAUGCAGCUCUUAAAGGUUUCCGCCCCCCCGCCCCCGCCCAUCUGACUAACAUGUGUUUACACAUUUUCACACUACCUGACCACGAGGACUGUCUUACUUGAGGGGUCAAGUCGCUGAGGCUCCAUGAAUUAAAAAAAAAACA